AUGUCAAAAAAGCAAGACAAUCUGACACAAGAGGAGAUAUGGGAUGACUCUGCCCUGAUAGAUUCUUGGAAUGAAGCCUUGCAAGAGUACAAGAAAUACCACAGCAUUCAUGCUAAGGGCGGAAGUGUACGAGAAUUGGAGCCCCAAAAUCGGGCCGAAGCGGAGGCUGAGUCUGGAUCUGGGCAACCCCAAGUUACAGAAGCAGAAGAGAUUGAGUUGGAAUCAGGAGCAGCAGAACAAAACAAGGAGAUCCCAUCGUCGCGCAACGAGUCUAAGGAGCCAAUCGCGUCUCAAGGUCUUCCCUCAUUUCCUAUACAAACCGUCCUCGGUUCCGUUCAGGACGAAAGCCUCAAGAAACUCCUUAUGUCAUGGUACUAUGCUGGGUACUACACAGGGUUGUACGAAGGACAACAGCAAGCUCAGCAGAAGUAG
Messenger RNA from Fusarium redolens, 432 nucleotides. RefSeq lists its product as uncharacterized. Bases 1 to 432 code for a protein of 143 amino acids. The transcript is spliced from 5 exons. Lineage: Eukaryota; Fungi; Ascomycota; Sordariomycetes; Hypocreales; Nectriaceae. The record is from RefSeq and is a predicted model, not a curated record.